AUGGCCAUGGAGAAUGGUAGACACGGAGAGAUUUCCUCGAAACAAGGCGCCGAAGAAUACCAGCUAAGCACCUUGAGCAAGGUGAAGCGGACAUGUUUCUGGGUCUUAUCGGUUGGCCGCCUCUUCCUUUUCCUCACGUUACACAUUCAUUGUUCCGUACCAAGGUCAUCAGGUAUGCCCACGUCCAAUCAUCUACCGUCGCCCGAGGUACCGUUCGCUGUUGUCAUCUUUUUGCCCAGGCAAGGCCCCAAGGCGGCAAGGCCCCCCCUUCUGGGCGUGGUUGACUUUCCCAUCACCCCAUUCGCCCUCUUGGAAAAGGUACUUUGUCUUUUUCCACCUCACCCUCUCUCACCUCCACUGGGAGUCUGGGACUUCACACAUCCGAAUCUGACUCUGACAUGCCACUUCACCUCAAUUGCCCUUCGCUCUUCCUUCUUUUCCGCCUCUCCACCUUCACCUCCAACUCCCCGACAUCAUCACCUCUCGCCCGUACCCGCGGCCCCCGUGUCAACCGUGUCUUUCAACUUUGCAGUCCGUCCCUCGCUACCGAGUUCCCCCUUGUCCAUCGUCUUUCCAAGCUCGUCCUCCCGCUCGCCCUUCUUCUUCGUCGUCCUCGCACACACAUUCGUCCUCGGACCAAUGCCUGGUCUGUUCCAACCGGCCGAGCCAAUCAGCCCCAGCGUGCGAGCACAUCCGCCUGCCGUCGGUUGCCCGGCAUACUCCCCUACGGAGAGGCCCAAAGGAAAGCAUCUCGUCCCUCUUUUGUUGAUCAAGGUACAGUCCCGUCUUCUUGAGCCUUCGAUUCUUCUCCCCGAAGCAACGUCCACCCCUAACCUACGGCCUAUCCUGAUCCCUGCACAUGGCUUCUUGUUCCUAUCUCAGUUCCACUGUCCACUCUACCAGCUUGGUUCGGACCUGGGUCUGAUCGAGCUGAUCGGAUACCUUACUGCCCACAGAUACGCCUGGACCCUUCUGGCCUUGCCCUGCCUUACCUCACCUCACCUUGCCUCGCCUUGCUUUGCCUCGCUGCACUUGGAAGACUCACUGUAUCCAUACCAAGUAGCCCGCGUCAUCACCCUCUGCUCCCACUUCCUUGUCCCAGUCGCUGUUUCUGACCAUUUUGCUUUUUACCACGCCAACUUGGAACGAACCGUUUACUACCGUCCCACCUCUUUGCCUUAUCCGAGGGCAGGGUAUCCUGUCCUUGACCAGGCCCCAGCUCAAGCUCACCAAGCUCUAGAUUCAGCACACACCACCACCAUCAUGGCAACCAUCAUGACCCUCAUCAGCAUCAGCCUUCACAACACGACACCGGAGCACAGCGCAGUUUCUGGGAUAUGCUUUUCAGCACAAACCAACAGAUGCCGUCUCCUUCAACCCACCCUGCUUUCUGCCUUUUGA
Colletotrichum lupini is the source of this 1401-nucleotide messenger RNA. RefSeq lists its product as uncharacterized. The transcript is spliced from 5 exons. Bases 1 to 1401 code for a protein of 466 amino acids. The record is from RefSeq and is a predicted model, not a curated record. Lineage: Eukaryota; Fungi; Ascomycota; Sordariomycetes; Glomerellales; Glomerellaceae.